AUGGCAAAUGUCGAUGAAUGGGCAACUUUAAAUAAUUUACCACUGAAUGCGGAUAAGAUGAAGAUUAUGGUUGUUGGUGGGAAACGUUCUACUGUACAUGUUGCCACAGGCAUUGAUAUUAACUUAAAUGGCUCAAACAUUUCUCAAGUGAGUAACGCUAAACUUCUGGGUGUGGGAGUUGAUUCAGAACUGUCGUUUGAUAAUCACGUUAAUUCUACUUCAAAGAAAAUUUCAAAGCGACUUGGAAUUUUGAAGCGAGUCAGCUCAUAUCUUCCAAUUCCUGAAAGAGUCUUGUUCUAUAAUGCAAUGAUCAAGCCGUUGUUCAUGUACUGUAGUGUUAUUUGGUCUAAUUGUAGACAAGACAACAUAUUGAAACUUUUCAAGCUUCAGAAGCGUGCCGCUAGAAUAAUUUUAAAUUUGGAACCACGGCAUCCGUCUAUUGAUGCAUUCAAUCAACUUAAUUGGAUUCCUUUUCAUGUCGAAUCAGAUAUCAGGAGGUGCAUGUUGGCGCAUAAACGUAUUAAUGGUGAGGGACCAGAAUAUCUGAAAGAUUUGCUGGUUUUGAAUAGCGAAGUGCACUCUUGUUCCACACGUGGUGCAGGACUGUUAUUUAGAACGCCGAAAUAUUAUCGUCAAACUGAGGGUGGUAAAAGGUUUUCAACAUGCACAAGUAAACUUUGGAACAGUUUACCGCUGAACAUAAGAUCCAUUGCAUCAGCCAAAACAUUUAAACAGUCUAUUGUUAAUAUAUUUUUAGAAUAUCAGAAAGAACAUAAACAUUUUACUACUUUUACUACAAUAUUUUCAAACUACUAAUUUUGUAUUUUAGAAAUCUUAUUUAUGUAUAUAUUGUUUAGUUAAUCUAGUAUGUAUUAUUGUAAUAUUUUAUUGUAUCUGAGGGCCACAGGUUUGUUAGUGUGAAUUCACUGUUAUGUGCUACCCUCGUAAAAUAAUGUUUUUCAUUCAUUCAUUCAUUCAUUCAUUUUGAUCCAUGAUCUUUAAAUUUUAUACGAAAAAGAUUAUGAAAGAAAGUAAAGAUUAUUAUUACAUAUAUAAAUAGUACCACUGAAAUGACCAACAUUAUGCUCAACCAAGUCAUCUUACUAUAUCUGUGUGUUAUUUGCAGGACGCAGCAGCAUGCAUUGAGUUCUGGAGUAUGUUUAAGAGAGCAAAGUUUGUUCUAGAAAAAGCGAUGGAAGACGUUCCAGAUUAUAAGGACAUUAGUUCUGAAGAAAAAGUUGCUGUUGAUUGCCUCGUGACUUUCUUGCGGGUUGGAACUUUUGAAGCCCGAGCCUAUGGCGGGUGAUGUGUGUCAAAAUUCAAUGACACAUUUGGCAAUGAUAACAUAACAUUUUGCUACAAUACUAACACAUUUGGCAAUGAUAAAGUAACUUUUUGCUACAAUUUUGAGGUGGUUACAAAAUUAUUUUGUAUAUUUUGAGACAAUAAUAAACCAUUUGGCAAUAAUAACACUCAAUUUUGCAAUCACAAAAUUAUAUUUUUUUAAUACGACGAUAAAAUUCUAUUUGUCAAGUAUUGCUUCCCAUUUGGCAACGAUUACAAUUUGGCAACGAUUACUGAUGUAAAAUCAAUUUGGCAAAGUCAAUCCCAUGAUGCAGCGCCAGCAGCAUUUAAAAUGGCGCCAAAAUAUGGCGCGAAAUAUUUACGUAAUAAAAAUAAAAAUGGCGGAUAAUCAGCAAGCUUCGUCUGCGGCCGAUGAAAUUCAGUCAUCCCUUCUGCAAGCCAGAGAUCUUAUUGUUCAAAUUAUUGAUGGAGUUUCCAACUCGCCAUCGACAGCUAACACAUCGACAGCUAACACAUCGACAGCUAACACAUCGACAGCUAACACAUCGACAGCUAACACAUCGACAGUAAGAACCCCUAACACAUCAACAGCUUAUUCAUCGACAGUAAGAACCUCUCUCUUGAGUGAGCAACAACGCAUUAAUACUCCCAAUAAUACAAAUUUACAUAAUAGAGCGUUGGAAGAGCACUGUCGAUUGUUUGGGUUUUCUGGACAGUCGAUCGUUAGUAGUACUUCACAAUCAAACGGGAAAAGAAGUCGUGGAAAAGGCGAGAAGAAUGGUAAAAGUGCAAAGAAACCUAAAGUUGCUACUUGGACUCAUGCUUUCGUUUGCCUCGCAAAGAGAACCCAAGUACUCUUGCUUACACCUUGAGAGAGGUAUGAAUUAAAAUCUGCAGGACUCGGUGAGAAAAAGAUAACCGUUGAGAUUAAAGACAAGGGAUUUGAAGACUUAUAUAGUAUUCUUUUGCAAGAAUUCCCAUUGCUGUCUCAUGCAGGUGGGAUCGAGUUGAUGCGGACAGGUUUUGGGGCUAGGAGCAAAACCCUUGAAGUGAUUCCUGUACCAACCGGUUCCUCCAGUUACAGCAUCCAAUACCUAAAAGAGGUACUCCAACAGGCUAAGUGCUAUGUUAGACCAAUUCAGAAGGAUUUACCUGUGGUUAUUCCUCACGACUGCCAGGGCAAUUUAAAUACUUCUAUUAAUGAGGUAAGACUGUAGUUUAUCUUGGAAAAGCAGGGCCUUUUUAACUAUAUAACUGGGGUUGAUUGGUGGUGGGGUGCAAAGCCCCCUCCAGCAGCCAAUACUCCCCCCCCAAAAAAAAAAUCAACCAUCCUCCCCCCCAGUCAAAGCCCCUCUUCUCUAAAAUAUGAGCAAAACAAGAGGUGCCGCAGGUGGCACAAGGUUUACGGCCGGUUACUUUAUAUAAAGUUUAUACUUUAACACAUUGCGUCUCAACUACAUUUAUUGAAUACAGGUGUCAGCCUCCCCCCUGGAAGGGGAGGGGGGUGCAGCCACCCAGCUGUUCAGCUAAACUCAAUCUUCUCUCCAAAAACAGACCCAAGAGAAAAUCCCUGCAUUUACUGUAAUAUUGUAAAUGUAAAAAGUUUUCCUAAUUCUUUUGUGAUGUGUAUUUAGGAAUCAUCUUGCCCAAGUGAACAGUGCAGGUUGUGUUUGAAGAGUAUUCCAAUUUUGCAAAUGCGGAGGCAUAUGUGGUCCUGUGAGAUUACUGAAUCAUCAUUUUCUGUCGAGGUAUUCUUCUAUGUAUAAUUAACCUGAAAAAAAUUUUAUUUUGAACUUCAGACACUGUAAUACUAAUAGUUAUAUCUGUAAUAAGUGGAAUAUAUUAAUAUAAUAAUAGUUAUGUCUGUAAUAAGUGGAAAUAUUCUUUCACUUAUAGCCAGAAAUAAUAUGUGAAUCAGAUGAGGAAUCCAACUCUAUUCCGGAGUCUCUUCCACAUUCUGAAUCUCCUUCUACAAGUGGAAGUAGCUCUAUGGUGUCUUAUAUGGUAAGAAACAAUUCAUUAUUUAAUUUGUCAUUUGUCCACAUUUAUUCGGUUAGUGAUUUUAAUACCAUUUUUAUUGAGUAAAACUUUGAUUUUUAGGAGCCUGGUAUUGACGAAUUGAGAAAAAUUUUUCCAGAUCCUCCAAACCAAGUAUUGGUUGAGGCAAUGCUAAAAGGUGGAACCGUUGAAGAAGCGAGUAAUAUUUUACUAGAUCAAACAACAACUGGUAUGUGCAUAUCUAUUGCUGUUGCACAAAUAUUACUUUAUUCUGUCAACCAAACAAUGAAUCAGUUCUAUUUAGUGUCUUCUAUUUUUCAGAUCAUUCAAAGUUUAUUCAAGACGAAUCCGAUCUUGCAGAAAUCAUGUUUGGAUUAAAAGAGGAUUUACCCAUUGAUGAAAUUCAAAAGUUCAGUAUAGACCAUCAAGAGCUCUGGAAGAUAGCAUAGCAGCAUUCAAAAACCCUAAAUUCAAAGAUUCAUUUCGACCACGUGUAAGAUUUCUUGGUGAAGCUGGAGUAGAUGCUGGCGGUCUCUCUCGAGAAUAUGGACUUAUUCUGCGUAAAGAAAUAUUCUCAUCUAAUGCCAACCUAUUUGAAGGAAAGCAAACCAGAAAAUUGCCAAUAUACAACAUCAAUGGCAUUCAGUCAAAUCUAUACUAUCUGGCUGGAAAGAUGGUGGCUUAUCUCAUUAUUCAUUUGGAUAUUGGCAUCCCAAUGUUAAGUCCAGCAUUCUAUUAUUAUCUUGUUUCCAAAGAUAUUGAAAAAGCAUCAGAAUACUGCUGCAUUGAGGAUGUACCAGAUCAUGAGACAAAAGAAUGGAUUAAUCAGGUAAAAAUAGUCAGACACUUUUACUGCACAGUAAUGAGUAACUUCACUGCGCCUUAUCCCUGGUAUACUUAGUAUAAGGUGAUCAUGCGGUGGCGUGUAUGGAAAUUUUGCGAAAUUGGAGGAGCGGCUGGGGUGAGUCCAAUUUCGCAAAAUUUCCAAACAUCACGAGUACUAUUAAUCCCUCUUUCUACGAGCAACAUUGCAUGAUUACUUAUUUAUUAUUAGGGACCGGUCAUUUAUGGAAGGGGGGAGGGGGAAUUUUUUCUUUCCUAAAUUUUUAAAAUUGAAAGCCCCCCCCUUAAAAGAGCAGAAAUUUAAUGAUGGCCCCCCUUACAUAUUAGAAUAUUUUUCUUUGACCCCCCCCCCCCAUUUUUACUCGACAAAUGGGGAUACCCAGGCGUUAUAAUGUCAAUUAUUAAUUAAAUAAGAAUAUAGAGCUGACAAGAUAUUAACCUCGUCCAAAAAUAUGUAUUCAAGCAGAAAAUUAUAAUUAAAAGAGGGGUAUUUUCAUAUAUAACUCUAAAAUCAGGUUUCCAUUUGGUCUGGGCGAUUGUAACCAUGUUUAACGGCAGAGAAUUAAUAUUAGUGUUUGGAGCUAGGUGCCGUUUGUGGUCCAAGGCUGUAACUAGAUUUGAUGGCACAAAGUAUUGCCAUAGCAGCUGCGUAGCAAUGAGAGUAACAAUCAGUAAUAUUAGCAGCAAAAAGAGAUAGCCAUGACAAUUCUGGACAUUCUGCCAAGGCAUACCUCCGGCACCAGUCACACUGACAAGUCAGUGGAAACGAAAUAUAAUGUAUUAACAGACCUGCCAAGUUCGGAUGAUAAAAAUGUGUGAUCAUGGCCGUUGCAAGGACUUUGCCUUGGGGAAGGGUUAGAUUUACCGCCUGAAUUGUUUCGAUUCACCUGAUUUUGCGACCGACCGCGAGGCGCCAUCAUGGUUGGCGCCGAGCAAAAAAAAUUGAAAAGUUGAAUUCUCUAGACCGUCGGAAAUAGCAUUUUUACAGUCUUUCCUACCCAAGAUUUCAAUGUUUUACUACUGCCCUCUGACUACUGCCUAACAAUGAAGAUAAGUAAAAUAACUACUUAUCAAUAUGACAGUGUUACUUACAGUUUAAUGUGACUAGGAGAAUUGAGAAAAUUUUGGAAAUUUGAAGUCUCCAGAUUGUCAGAAAGCGUAUUUGUCCAUGUACCCCCAGGCCACAAUGCGUCUGAACGUCUUUAUUUGGUUGGUCGAUUGUUAACUCUAAUUCUACAUUUGCACACAGCGUUGUCAAUGAGUUAUUGUACGAAAAGUGGGAUAGCGUCAUAUAAUGGUAAAAAUGCGUAACUUUAAGAUCAUUUUAGUUAUGCGUGCGGGACAGCGGGAAUAAAAGCAGAAUGCAUAACUUUCACACGAAAUGCGGGAACCUUGGCAGAUCUGUGUAUAGUGGUCUAUACAUCCUAUUUUAUGUGAGAUUAAAAAUUAUAUAAAAUAAAAUGACAUACUACCAGAUAAAAUCCUCUAGAAUAAACAUGGGUAGGUGGGUAGGGAAAAGGUAUCUAAGUGCUAAACUUGCUGCAGCUAGGCAAAGCAUACAAUGGCAGAAUGAAUAUCCAGACCGAAGCACUGAUCACAAGGUGCGAAACAACCCCCUUUAGAUUCACAUACUCCCUUCAGUGGAUGUGGCCUGCAUAAUACAUUUGCUGUUAACCUUGCCUAAAUGUAUUUAACCACAUCAAGAUGUCUGAUGUAAUAACACAUUGUCCAUUUAUCUCUGCAAUCAGUAAAGACUGAUUUGCAUACAGCACACAGAAGACAAGAUAAAUCCAGACUAUUUCACACCAGUGACCAUGAUUUAGUCGCAAUUACAACCAAAUGGAUACCAUGCUUAUUAAGCAAAUUCCUUCAAAUUUAAUUGCAACCCCCCCCUCAUUUUCUUGAAAAAUUUAAUAGCCCCCCCCCCCUUCUAGUCAUUUAUUUAUACAUUUGGCCCCCCUCACUUUUUCCCUCCCCCCCCUUCCAUAAAUAAUGACCGGUCCCUUAGCAUCACAAAAUUGGAUAAUUCUCAAUGUCAUCACAUUCUCUCGCCAAAGCCCAGUCCUGGCAGACUUCCAACCACAAUUUGGUUCUUGUGUUCGUAUUUUCAUUUAGUUCUGUUGCUUUAAGUUCCUCUAGCAUUGUCAUGUGUGUUUAAAUACCUUUCCGCCAUUUUGUUUGUUUUGGGAAAAUCAUUAAUUGUACUGCAGUACAAUUAAUGAAAAUAUGAAAUAAUUGUACUCCUGGGACUCAACCAAUCAGCGUCCAGUAAUUUUGUCACGCUGAUAAUAAGUACACACUCAAUAAGAUAUUUUAGCUAAUGUUAAUUGGAAGUCGUAAGCACAGUUCUGUUUAUAAGUACUUAUGAGGACUUGCAUUUUUAAAUUUAGGUGAAUGAAGCAAAGACCAACCAGGAAAUACUUGAGCUAGUUCAGAGUCAUGACAUGAUUGAUUCAUUGCUAAGAUCAGGAUGGGUUGAUUCAGUUACCUUAUCAAAUAGAGAUAUUGCCUUGCAGAAUUUAAUCGUUCAUGAGGUUUUGGUAAAACGAAAGGAAGCUUUAGAUCAAUUUUGCAAGGGUUUAAAAGCACUUGGUGUUCAUUCUGCCAUUCGGACAUGUCCAGAAGAAAUGAAAGUAUAUUUUAUUGCCCAGCAGAGACAACUUUCAGCUACAACAGUGCUAGAGCUGUUUGCUAACAUUGAUGCUGUUCAAGAAUGUGAUAUGUGUGAAAAAGCCCGAGGUUUUUUGAUUGACUGCAUUCACUUUUUGGAAACAGGUGCUGGCCUUAAGUUAUUUUUAAAAAUUGCAUGUAUCAAAUGAGCAAUCCAAUUUUCAAGCAAACGAAUAACUGACUCUGUCAGUGAAACUCUGGAACGUUAUUUAUUUGGAAUUUUACAUCGGUCAUAUGUAAAAAGCUAUUAAAAAAAUUAGACAUGUUAAUUAAAGUAAUAAAUAUUUUAUUCUAUAUUUUACUGCUUACAUUUCAGAUGAAGGUGAAGCUGGUCUUAAAAAGUUUAUGUGCUAUAUGACAUGUGCUGAAGAAAUCCCACCUCUUGGAAUGCCUCAGAAAAUUGAAGUUGUCUAUGUUAAUCAGUCAAAUUUCUUUGCAGAAACAUGCAUGUAUGAGUUAAAAGUUCCAAAAACUCAUGAAUCUCUUGACAAUUUCAAAGAUUCAUUCAUGCAAGCUUGUGCUCACAACAAAGGCUUUGGGGCAGUUUGA
This is a messenger RNA of Paramuricea clavata, 7365 nucleotides long. The record is from the annotation of a GenBank genome assembly. Lineage: Eukaryota; Metazoa; Cnidaria; Anthozoa; Malacalcyonacea; Plexauridae.